Geodia barretti is the source of this 1404-nucleotide messenger RNA. Lineage: Eukaryota; Metazoa; Porifera; Demospongiae; Tetractinellida; Geodiidae. The record is from the annotation of a GenBank genome assembly.
AUGAAUUUGCCUCCAGCGCCACUACCACCAAGUAGCACGAGUGAAACGCAUGUGGACGUUGCUGCUACUGGUACUACCCCAGGGACUGGCAGUGUUCCUGAGCACGGGCACCCUCUGUCGUUCGAUCAGGUACAGCGACUGUGUAGCGUGCUAACGGAGUCCGUGACGCUGACCCCGAAGGACCCCGGGAGCAACUUCCCCGUGUUGCAAAUUUCCCCCGCCGCGAUCGUGAAGGUCGUCAGACAGCGACUCAUCCGAAAGGGGAUCACGAUUCGAGACAUCCGCAUGAACGGCAGUGCCGCGAGCUACUGUCUCUGCGAGAGACAUACGGACAGCAGCCUCCCCGAGUUGAAGUUCAACGACGUGGAUUUGAUAUUCGGCGUGUCCAUCGACGAGUGGUGUCGCGAGAGAGAUUUUCACAUCAUCAAGGAAGAAGUGCUCACUUCUCUGCUGGAUUUCUUUCCCGAGGAGUCGUCCAAGGCUCGCAUCAGUGGGCACCUGUUGGAGGAGACGUACGCGAGAAAGAUGGUGCUCGUCAUGACCCCCAAGAUCGAGUGGUCCCUGUUUUCCCUCGGCGACGAGACGGGCAUGCGAAGCAUCGAGCUGAAGUUCGUGAACAAGAUCCAGCGACAGUUUGAGUUCACCGUCGACUCGUUUCAGAUCUGCCUGGACGAGUAUUUCACGUACGGGAGGUGCACUGAGGACAGCCCCGUGGCAAUAUCGGCCGAGUUUUUCCCCACCGUGCAUGCCAUCUCUGUCUACCCGGACUACGAAGAAGCCAUGAAACACCUCAAUGAGCGGCUAAUCCACACCCAGAACCCGGAGGAAAUCCGCGGAGGCGGGCUCCUGAAAUACUGCACUCUGCUGGUGAACGGGUUCAAACCGGCCGAGAGCAGUCAAAUGGAAAAACUGGAGCCGUACAUGUGCAGUCGCUUCUUCAUCGAUUUCCCGGCUGAUUUCCAGCAGUACUACAAGAUACGUCGCUGCGUCACCACGCGGUUCUUGAGCGUCCGAGAGCUCGGAAAGUGCCAGGAAUUCCUCCAGAUUCUGUUCAUGGUCGUGAGCAGCCAGGCUCGCUGCCUCAUGGAGAGUGAACGUCAGAAAACCAUGUCUGUCAUUGUCCACAUCAGCUUCGAAGUGGGACAACCGUUCCCUCCCCCCAUGGCGAUGUUUUCGUCGUAUCCGAUCCAUCCGCCUCCCUGCGUCCCGCUGCGCGUACAGACGUCGUCGUACCAUCACCAUGGGAACGGACGCUCGAAUUACCCGCGAAACCGUCGACACUUCACUCCUCCGUUUGAGUCUUCUUCACACCAGCACCAUCCUCAUCAUCAUCACAAUCACUCUUCCUACCACAGAGCCCCGUGGUCUACGGUCAAACGGGCCCCUACAGCACAGGUUCGGUGA